AGUUGCUUCUUCAGAAAGCUUCCCCGGCAUUCUCUCCAAACUCGCCCUGCUGUUGUUCUUUCGCCGAUGUCACCCUCUGGCCGGCCCGUGCGGCUCCUUCACUCCGGAAUCGAGUAGCUCGAAGACGCUGGCAACGUGGGUCAUGAUUUCGGCACCGUGUAAGAAAAAGAUCAUCUCUACUCUGUCCAUUUCCGUACGGCACAUCUAGCUUCCAUUCCUGCACGGGUUCAAGUCUUCCAGUGUUAUUGUAGCUGGAGAGAGCCACAGCCACCGUUUGUCGUCUUACAAGGGUAAGAAAUUAAAGGAAAGGGUUUUUAUUUGAAUAUUUUGGUUUCAUCACUCCAUUGUUAGCAUUACUCUGAUUUUGUGUUUAUUCCCGAUAUGGAUCUGCGGACCGAUGUUAGUUGGACCUGUGUUUUGUUGGGUUUUUUUGGGUUGUUGAUGUUGUAUGUAUGGAACUGAUUUUUUGCCACUGAUUUUUUGGUUGUUGAUAUCAUUUGAACUCCACGUUGAAAUCGUAUUCCCAAGCCUUCCUGUUUCUCUCCCUCUUCGCUCCGAUUCUCUCCAAUUUCUGGUCAUGGUGUCCCAUUUGUUUCCCACUUUCUAGUGAUGAUGGAGCUGGAGUCCCUUCAACAAGUGAUUAGAGUGGUAGCGCAUAAUAAGACUGGUAGUUAGUCCACGAUUCUUUCAUUCUUGAACAUUACUUUUUUUUUUAGUUUAUUGCAUUAGCGUCUGUAAAUAUACCUUUUAUUUUUUUUUCUAUUUAUUGGAUGGAGGGUAGGGUCUCUUUUGUCUUGCCAAUUCGAGAGAGUCUAUUUCGAGUUACCCCAUCAAAACAUAAUUGUAGUUGAAGAAGCCUUGGCAAAUUGACUCUAGUGUAUUAUGUCCAGCACCUUUUAAAUCAGCUCGUCCCCAGCAGAAAGGGAGAGUUCCUUUGGCUUUCAGAUCACGCAGAAAGGUGGUUUUUAUCCCUUUAUUAGUGAGUAAUAAAAGAGAACUCAGAAGUGAAAAGAGCGGUUAUGCUUGAUCUAUUAGCUGAUGAAACUGAAAAAGAAAGGCCCCUCACAUUUUAAAACGUGAUAUAUAGUAUAUAGGAACACUCAACACAAUCUUUCCAUGAGCGUUGAGAGUUGGUUUUUUUGGCUCUUGAGUGCAAAACUUGAAAUUGAUAAGAGUGUUUCUCGGACAGUUCACGCGCAAGUUGAGGUGCCCACUUUCUUUUUAAAACCUGUCCAUUUUACACCGCAUGAACACCCUAUAUAUAUAUAUUUUAAUUUCAAGGGGUGCAUAAAUGCUUUAAUUUGUAGUUUUAAAGAUGAGUUAUCGAUCUAUAUAUAUAUAUGCUUGGAAGAAAAAUGCGAUUGAAGAAGUAGACGAGAAUUAGUCUCCCGUACACGAUCUUUAACAUUUAUUUUUUCGUGUUCUUUUAGAGAUCUAGGUGAAAUAUUAUUUACAUGAUCUGCAUGCAGAUGCAGAUAUAUAUAGAUCAUGAAUGGCAUCAGGGGUCUCACUCACUCUCUCUCUCUCUCUCUCUCUCACACACACACACACUAGUACUUUUCUUGAUGUAAAUCAUCUUUCCAGCACUAAACUGAAAGUACUACUUCGAACUAGACGAGGAAGGACUCGAUCUAGAUAUAUAAUUAUGCUAAUAGCUAAUAGAUGUGUACUCAACAUUUUGCAUUUUGGUAGUUCAUCACGUGAUGCGCCGCUGCCGCCAUCUUGAAAUUAUAGUGGGGUCUUUGAUUUAGGACACCCAAGUAAUUAAGCCCAAGGUUGAUGGCUUUUUUGGACUUUUGGCUCUAAAGGCUUUUUUGGACUUUAUCAGCCAGUUAAUUUUCGGAAAAAAAAAAAAAAGAUCAUAAAGAAAUUUCAAACAUUAGGAAAUGAGAAGGAAGGAUACAGCCAACCCAAAAAAAGAAACACAACUUGUAGAGAUUAGACUUGGUUGAAUAUUCCAACUUGUCAACAUACAUGAACUACAGAAGAAAGUAGAGAGGAAAGUCUGAAAAACAAUAGACGAAUAUUUUUAGCUUCCAUCUUUUGCAUACCCACUUGUUUCUUCAGCAAGCUUCUCCCACACGUUUGCCAUUUUCUCUGCAUAUCCAGCCUGUUUAUGCAAUAUCAUUUGAGGGCAAAUUUUAAAAUCAACGCUCAACGGUAGAAGAACAUGUUAUGUGUAUUUUUCUAAAAUACAUGACAUGGUCAGUUAUAGUUAUUGAUCUAUAACAUAUUCAAUGGUUUUCUAUUUCAAUUACUUAAACAGAAAGUCGGUUAAAAUUCAUCGUAAGAAAGAAAAUGACUGAAGAUGACAAAAUAUAAAUUGAAUGACAACAAUUUUCUAUUCUAGAUAGAUCUCUUGAACUACAGUUCUCUUGAACUACAUCUUCAUCUAUAGCCAUGCAGCCUUGUGAGGUUUCAGCCCACUAGAUAAGCUUUGUCCACUAACAUUUGAUUCUAGUAGAUACUGUGCCAGAGCUGAAAGAGCUCCUCAAAUCCGGUGAUGGGCGAAGAGGAAACUAGUAGGCCAUCCAUGCCUUCUACAUCGACCCAGGGAUAUCACCUGCCAUAUAUGAUGCCUACAUAUCCAAAUCCAUAUCCGUAUACUUGGGGUAGCCAGCAUUUGGCAAUGCCACCCUUUGGGCCAACCGUGCCAUACCCUCUAUCGACUAAUCCGGAGGAGCUGAGACUAGGUGAAGAUACAACGCAGCAUUCAUCCAUGCCACAUGACGUACCAACUAUGCCAUUUAGUGUCGAAAGUGAGAAGAAUGUUGGAGAAACUUCACCUGACAAAAGUUUAUCCCCAAAUGUGGAGGAUCAGUUUGAAGUAUCAGAUGAAGAUAAUAAAGUUGAGCCUCCGAAAGCUGGUAUGAAAUUUGGGUCUAAUAAAGAGGUUUUAUCAUAUUACAAACGAUAUGCCAAACAAGAGGGUUUUGGGGUUAUUAUAAGAAGGACGAAGAGAGAUAUAGAUGGCCAUGCAAGGUAUGUGACGAUUGCAUGUGCACGUGGCGGCAGGUACUAUCCAUGCCAUAGUAACUUAUCAAAGUCACGACCAACAACAAAAACAGAUUGUAAGGCGAAGGUUAAUGCUCGCCUAGUGAAGGGGGAAUGGGUGGUGACCAGUGUCGAGCUUGUUCACAAUCAUAGUACUAUUAGCCCUAAAAAAGCAAGAUUUUUUAGAUCUCACAAAAAUUUAGAUGAAUACAGUCAGAGGAUUCUUGACUUGAAUGAUAGAGCAGGUAUUCGGAUACAUAAAAAUUUCAACGCACUUGUGACUGAUGCCGGGGGGUAUGAGAACUUAGAUUUCCAAGAGAAAGAUUGUAAAAAUUUUAUUGACAGAGCUCGACAUUUGAGAAUGGGUAAAGGAGGUGGGGAAGCACUGAACGAGUAUUUUAAGAGAAUGAGGAAGAUGAAUGAUGGCUUUGUGUCCGUCAUGGAUGUGGAUGAUGAGUUUAAAGUUAGGAAUGUCUUUUGGGCUGAUGCAAGAAGUCGAGCUGCGUAUGAGUAUUUUGGUGAUGUGAUCACGUUCGAUACAAUAUACCUCACAAACAGGUACGGAAUGCCAUUUGCUCCCUUCGUUGGUGUCAACCAUCACGGACAGUCCAUACUUUUAGGGGCAGGCUUAAUUUCAAGCGAGGAUACAAGUACAUUCGUAUGGUUAUUUGAAGCAUGGUUAGAAUGCAUGAAUGGACGGGCACCCCACGCCAUCAUAACAGACCAAGACAGGGCAAUGAAGAAUGCCAUUGCCAUUGUAUUCCCGAACACAAGGCAUCGAUAUUGUCUCUGGCAUAUAAUGCGGAAACUUCCUGAAAAAUUGGGAUCCCACUCAGCAUACCAUGAGUUGAAGACUGCCAUUCAGAAUGCAGUCUACGAUACACAGAGUUGUAAAGAAUUUGAUGAGAAGUGGGGGCAGCUAAUGAAUAACUAUGCUCUUACUGAUAAUGCAUGGUUGCAGGGGUUGUACACCGAGAGAUCAUAUUGGGUACCAGUUUAUUUGAAAGGUGUAUUUUGGGCUGGUAUGAGUACUACCCAACGGUCUGAAAGUAUGAACGCCUUCUUCGAUGGAUUCGUGCAUUCCGGUACGACAUUAAAAGAAUUUGUCGAUCAAUUUGACAAUGCUUUGAGGAAGAAGGUGGAGACGGAGACGACAGCUGAUUUCCAUUCCUGUAACCAAACAAUCCCAUGUGUUUUUUCAUUCAAAAUUGAGAGGCAGUUUCAGUCAUGUUACACGAAUGCUAAAUUUAAAGAGGUCCAAGCAGAGGUUAUAGGGAUGCUUUUAUGUAACCCUUCACUUGUCAGCACACAAGGUAGCAUUUCUACCUUCAAUGUUUUUGAAGAAAUUUCCACCCCUGCUGGCCAAUCCAAAAUUAUGAAGUACGUAGUUUAUUUGAAUAAAGAGGAAUCGGAAGUUAAAUGCACUUGCGCCCUCUUUGAGAUGAAGGGGAUUAUUUGUAGGCAUUCAUUUAAAGUAUGUCAGAUGAAGUACAUUCAUGCUUUGCCAGAUAAAUAUUUGUUGGACCGAUGGCGGAAAGAUACAAAGAGAAGAUACACACUGGUUAAGAGUAGCUACGAUGAUUGUCGCCUCAAUCCGGAUGCACGUCGGUAUGAGGAAGUUGUUAAAAGAUGUAUACGAUUUGCCACACGUGUAUCUCGAAAUGAAGAGCAUGUAAAUGCAUUCUUUCAGUUUUUGGAUGACUUUGAGCUGAAGUUGGUAGGAGUAGAGCCUGUCACUUGUUCAACAAAGGAUCAAGAGAAUGUGGACGCUAAUAGGGGUAAGAAAAUAUUAAGUCCACACGUUGUUCGGGGGACAGGGAGGCCGCCAACGCGAAGAAAGGUCCCGAUGGUUGAGAAGGCUGCUGGGAAGAGAAGGAAGAAACAUGUAUUAGGUUUUGGUUCGUCGCUUGUAUUUCCAUGAAAACGAAUUGCAUACAUAUGGGUUCGUAAUUUGUGUUUUUUUCUAUUUUCCAAAUUAGAUCAAGAGGAAAAUAUUUGACGACGAACCACAAAAUCACAACAAUCUGGUGUCAGAAGUCUAUCCUUAUGUUGACGACGUUGUUAUCCCAACCCAGUGUAGUAAUUUAACACAAGCAACGCCACUAGCAAAUGACGAGGUGUGAGGUUAUUUCCAUGGGUGUGCUGAUUUUCAUUUAUUACACGAAUGCAGUUUUUCAUUUUUAAUUUCUCUAUUAUAGUAAUAUGUUUAUUUUGCAUGUGAUUAGGCUAUGCCAAGCUUGCCCCAUGAUACUUAGAAUUGGAUACUGUAUGUGUAUCUUGGAUAUCUCAGUAUUUUGUGUCAUCUGAGGUGGAAGAUACAGCUUCGACAUUUGAUUUGAGCAACUAUGGUAAGCACGUAUGAAAUCUAGUAGAUGUUUUUUAAUUUUAUGCAAUAUAAAGAUAUAUCACAUAGCAUCCAAUUUUUAUCGCAUUUAUGUUUUACUAGGUUUGCUUUAUUUUAAUUUCCUCAAUAGCGUGUAUCUAUAUAUAUACAACUUAUAACUAGCACAUCUGACAACACCCUUGAUGUACUUAAACAUAAAUUUCACUCUUUAACAUAUCUGUGGUUGUGCACAUGCAGUUUUUUAUGGGGGGAGAGAAUGAUGAUCAUCAUCAUCUUGGUCUACUACCAUUGAAAUGUGGGGAGUGUAGCGAAUAUUAUCUCGGCAUCCGACCCAUACGGAGUGAAACAUAACAUACCAAUGAUAUGUUAUAUAUUUUAUUUAUGGGAUUUAGAAGCUUCACUUCUGAAACCACUGUGCUUUCUAAUUUAUAUGUUAUGAACAAUUUCUAUUUUCUCAAGUUUAUUAUAUAUGUGGCGGAUACACUAGUAAUUUUUCGUAUUUUCAUUUAAUAUCUUGCAGGUACUAUUUGCAGAUGAUAGGAGGAUGUUUUUGAUCCCACUCAACUCUGUGGAAUGUGUAUGUAUUUUGCCAAUAUUUUGGAGGCUAUGGCAUAGGAGUUGAAAUUUAACUAACUUUUGUAGAGGAAGUUGAAAGGAGAAAGUAUUUUGUGCAGGAAUUUGUAAAUGAAAAUGUGAAUUGUGUAUUUGUAAAUGUUGGUUGUAUAUUAAGCGGGUUGGAAAAUUUGAAGUACAUUCGUAUGGUUGUAUAUGAAGUACAUUCGUAUGGUUUAAAAAUUGUAAUAUGAAGUGGCUGGAAAAUUUGAAUAUAAAAAUUGUAAUAUGAAGUGGAGCAAUUGAAUGCA
This is a messenger RNA of Carya illinoinensis, 6201 nucleotides long. RefSeq names its product protein FAR1-RELATED SEQUENCE 6-like. The transcript has 5 exons. Lineage: Eukaryota; Viridiplantae; Streptophyta; Magnoliopsida; Fagales; Juglandaceae. The record is from RefSeq and is a predicted model, not a curated record. The coding region runs from base 2504 to 4915 and encodes 803 amino acids. Gene Ontology annotation, molecular function: zinc ion binding.